Messenger RNA from Xenopus laevis (African clawed frog), 4049 nucleotides. RefSeq names its product oxysterol binding protein like 8 S homeolog (gene osbpl8.S). The transcript has 24 exons. Gene Ontology annotation, cellular component: nuclear membrane; cytosol; cortical endoplasmic reticulum. Gene Ontology annotation, molecular function: cholesterol binding; sterol binding; lipid binding. The record is from RefSeq and is a predicted model, not a curated record. The coding region runs from base 520 to 3231 and encodes 903 amino acids. Lineage: Eukaryota; Metazoa; Chordata; Amphibia; Anura; Pipidae.
GAGGGAACGAGCGCAACGUCAUCACAGCGUGCCGCUAACACGCACAGCUAAUCUGUCAGGCAGAAGACAGUCAUGAGCCCGGAAACUCGGCGGCGCGUUAACUCUCGGUGAUAUCCUGCCGGUUUCCAGGCUCUUGUGUGUUGGCUCCGCCCAAUGCCGUGGUGCGGGACGGCCAUGCGUCUAUGAAGCUGGUGAGCGCUGCGUGCAGGCAUCUCUCUCAGUAGAAAAAGGAGCUUUUAUUACAAUCAGAGCAGAGACUGAGUGACCAAGGGAUUCCACUGUAGCAGAAGCAGAUGUGUGACAGCCCCAGUGCAUUAUAUCCCAGCCUGCAGCACAGGGGGAGUUGACUGUUUCCAGGGGUUUUUCUGAGUGCGUUUGUCGCUGACAUAUCCGAUUGAUACUGCUGCCACCAGCACUUUGGGAUCCCUGACACUGAUAUCCUGUAUUCUUAUUAUAGGAUGUAAGAGGCCAGUGACACUCUAGAAACCUAACUACAGAUAACAGGGCAUCUGUCUCGACAUGGACGAUAUCAGCUUAGAUGGGGAACAUGAGAAAACUCCGAACAAUUAUGAAAAUAAGGACUCCCAUGGAUCAACGCAUCCUGUAGCAAAUAGUGAGUCCCCGCUGAGCCAACCAGCAAAGAUGAGCCAACGCCAAGGUAAAGAUGCAUACCUUUCUCCAACCAAAGAUUUGGUCCAGGCUACACUCAGUCCCGGCAUUAUCCACAGCCAUGGUUUUGACAGAGGCAAAGAUGAUGUCUUGCAAAGCAAGGAAGAUACUUCUAUUUCAAUGUCAAAGAGCAAGUCAGAGUCUAAAUUAUAUAAUGGCUCUGAAAGAGAUAUUGCUUCUGCUUCAAGCAAGCUUACAAAAAAGGAGUCUCUUAAGGUUCAAAAGAAAAACUACAGAGAAGAAAAGAAGAGAGCCGCAAAAGAAUUGCUUAGCACGAUCACAGACCCAUCAGUUAUUGUCAUGGCUGAUUGGCUGAAGGUUCAAGGAGCUCCAGCAUCCUUGUGCACCAUCUUGAUACGUGGGACUUUAAAGAGCUGGACCAAACUGUGGUGUGUGUUGAAGCCUGGGGUUCUGCUAAUCUACAAAACUCAUAAAAAUGGCCAGUGGGUUGGUACAGUGCUCCUGAAUGCUUGUGAAAUAAUUGAGCGUCCAUCUAAAAAGGAUGGCUUUUGCUUUAAGCUGUUUCAUCCGCUGGAACAAUCAAUUUGGGCUGUUAAGGGCCCCAAAGGUGAAGGAGUAGGUUCAAUUACACAGCCUUUGCCUGGCAGUUACUUGAUAAUUCGAGCUGCGUCAGAAUCAGAUGGAAGGUGCUGGAUGGAUGCUUUGGAGCUUGCACUGAAAUGUUCUAGUCUUUUGAAGCGCACUAUGAUAAGAGAAGGGAAAGAGCAUGACUUAAAUGCUUCUGCUGAGAAUAGCCAAAUGAGUUUUUAUGGUCUGUUGAGAGUAAACAACCUCCACAGCAAUGACAACUUCCAGUUGAAUGAUAGUGAAAUUGAAAGACAUCAUUUUAAAGACCAAGACACUUACUCUGAUAAGUCUGACAAAGACAACGACCAUUAUCAGGAUGAGUCUGACAAUGACGGACUUGGAAAAAGUGAAGAAAGUGACAGUGACACUUCAGAAAGGCAAGAUGAUUCCUUUGUUGAUCCCGAACUCCCUGAAUUUAUAAAAGAAACAACUUAUACUGAAGAAGCACAAGAGGAAUUGGGAGAGGCUGGUGAAGCAUCCCAAACAGAAACUGUUUCAGAGGAACACAAGAGUUUGAUCUGGACCUUACUGAAACAAGUCCGACCUGGAAUGGAUCUGUCUAAAGUAGUUCUUCCUACAUUUAUCUUGGAACCUCGCUCCUUCUUAGAUAAGCUUUCGGAUUACUACUACCAUGCAGACUUUCUAUCAGAAGCUGCUCUAGAAGAGAACCCGUAUAGUCGGAUGAAAAAAGUAGUAAAGUGGUACCUCUCAGGAUUUUACAAAAAGCCUAAGGGUCUUAAAAAACCAUACAACCCAAUUCUCGGAGAAACUUUCCGCUGUUUGUGGAUUCACCCUAAAACAAAUAGCAAGACCUUCUAUAUUUCUGAACAGGUGUCUCACCAUCCUCCAGUGUCUGCCUUCUACGUUAGUAAUCGAAAAGAUGGGUUUUGUCUUAGUGGUAGCAUACUGGCCAAGUCAAAAUUUUAUGGGAAUUCACUGUCUGCACUUCUAGAAGGCGAAGGGAGGCUAACGUUUCUUAACAGAGGAGAGGAUUACCUUAUGACAAUGCCAUAUGCUCAUUGUAAAGGCAUCCUUUAUGGAACUAUGACUCUUGAGCUUGGAGGAAGUGUCACCAUCACUUGCGAGAAAACAAGCUAUAGUGCCACACUUGAGUUUAAAUUAAAGCCAUUUUUAGGAAGUGAUGAUAAUGUUAAUCAAAUAUCAGGGAAGAUAAAGCUGGGCAAGGAAGUGUUGGCAACAUUGGAGGGGAAUUGGGACAGUGAGGUUUUUAUACAUGACAAGAAGACAGACGUGUCGGAGACAUUCUGGAAUCCCACACUAGAAAUCAGGCAGCGACGAUUAACACGAUGCACUGUGAACCAAGAAGAGCAAGGAGAAUUUGAGUCUGAAAGGCUUUGGAGACUUGUUACUCUGGCCAUAAAUAACAAAGACCAGACAGAAGCAACACAAGAAAAGUUUGUCUUAGAAGAUGCUCAAAGGAAAGCAGCCAAAGAAAGAAAAGCAAAAGACGAGGAUUGGACUUGCAAACUUUUUGAGCAAGACCCACUCACUGGAGAGUGGCAUUAUAAAUACGCAGAUACAAGACCGUGGGACCCAUUAAACGACCUGAUACAGUUUGAAACGGAUGGUGUCAUCCAGACAAAAGUCAGGCAUAGGACUCCAAUGGUUUGUGUUCCAAAGCUAAAACACAAGGCAAGUGGACAACAGAAGAAAGGUGAAAGUGGAUGUUCAUCUCCAGAACUGGAUAACCAGGACUCCUCUGGGAGUGAAGCACAUCUAUUAAGUCAUAGCAAUCGGGUUAGAAAGAAGGGAGCAGACCAUGGAGAACUUCAAAGUGCCAUCAACUCCAUAAAAAAGACCCAAGAAGAAAUUAACAGGAAUAUUAUUGCCCUCCGGAACAGAGUAUCCUCAAACGCGUCUUCGACAGAAAGCAGUUAUCUUCAACAAAAAGACUAUUAUAUCAUAUUCUUCCUGAUUACCCUUCAGAUCGCCAUUAGUUAUUUGUUCAAGUGAAUAAGCCUUGAUAUCUGACACAGUUGGACUGGGACCACUUGUAGCCCCAUGGGAUGUGACAGAGGGGCCUGGUACUUGGCAUAAGUUAUCUGUAUCCCCAGCAGUCAAGACUUGUGAUUAAUAGGACACUGGUCAGAACUGGUUUCUUCAUUGAAAGCAUUUAAAGCUUUAUGUGUAAAUGAUCUGUCGCCAGUUGCUAAACUGUUAUGUGCCACACCACCUUCACAAUCUCUGUGUGCUAAAUGUUGCAAGAUUUUAUCUUCUUGUGUCAUCCUGUUGCUUCAAAAACACAAAUCAUAUAUACACAUAUAUUUACCUACAAGCAACUAUAUUAUUCUUAUGUAAUCCAGUGAUUUGUCCUAGUGAUGAUCAGGAACCAGGGUCAUAACCUUAUUUCUCUCCAUAGCUUGUACAAAAGAAUAUUUUAAACCUAGAACCUAAAUAGGCAUGCAAGCAACAGCUGAAAGGCAAUGUUACCCUAACAUUUUAUGUACAUUCAUUGGCCUCAAAAAGUGUCCUUUAGCCUACUGAAGUCCCUAAUUUUAUACUAUUACUCUGAAAAGUGUAGAAUGUUAUUGGGCACAAUAUCUGUUUUCUCCCACUAUUUAUUUGCACUGGGUGUAUAAGUUGCACAAACAUCUUGCCUCACACUUCACAUCUUAGAAUUUAGUGUUUUCAGUGGGAUGUAAAUAUUUACUUGUCCCAUACAUUUCAUAGACUAAAAACAAUGUUAACGGAGAUUUAUCCUGAAAACAAAAAAAUAAUAUUCAUGCCGAAAUUCUACAUAUAAACAGUUAAAGGAGAAGUAAAGGUUAAAA